Molecule: messenger RNA, 7225 nt
Organism: Chelonus insularis
Lineage: Eukaryota; Metazoa; Arthropoda; Insecta; Hymenoptera; Braconidae
Gene: Chd1
Product: chromodomain-helicase-DNA-binding protein 1
Exons: 10
Coding region: 1352-7189 (1945 amino acids)
Biological process (GO): regulation of transcription by RNA polymerase II; nucleosome organization
Cellular component (GO): nucleus; chromatin
Molecular function (GO): DNA binding; ATP binding; ATP hydrolysis activity
Source: RefSeq, a predicted model, not a curated record
ACCUUUCUUUGUGUAAAAAUCACAGUACACACAAGAUUGUCUCCAAAAAUCAUCUAAGGACACCAACCAGACUUGAGAAGUGUUUGAUAAUCGUUGCUUUUAUUAUGUAAGCUAAUUUUUAUCGAUAAUAAUUCAUUUUAUAAAAUUUAAUUUCCAUGGUAAUUGUGUGAUGAGUGUUUUCGAUUAAAGAUUGAAAAGUUUUUACAAUUAUCUUGACUAUUAAGUGCAUAAAUUAUUGACUUCAUAGCCGAAAGUUGUUUAAUCAUAUAUUUAAACAUAACAAAAAAUGUAUAAUUGUUUACGUUAAAUUUUUCUAUAGAUAAUUGCAUAGUUUUAAUUUUUAAGAUGAAUUUUACCUAAAUGAGAUUUCAAUGAAAUUGUUUAUUAAUAUCAAGAGUAAAAUGGACUAUUGAUUAAUAUUUUUAUUUGCAUUGAUAUAAAAUAUAAUUGUUCAUUAUAUUUAAAAAUAGUCAUAAUAUACAUAUAUAUAAGACUAGAGCAGUGACUUCUGGGUAAUGUAAAACGUGGAAGUCAAAAUGGUAACUUGCCGUUUUUCAUUGACAACACUAUUUUAAGCAAAUGAGUGAGAGAGAUGAAAUAUAGCUGCUUGAAGAGGUGAAGAGUUUGCAAUUUAGAAAGAAUAAGAAAAAGAGAGAUAUUAAAUUAUAUUAUGUUGUAAAGGUAACGUGAAUUUUGCUAUUCCAACAUGUAUUUCGCGCGCGCGCAAUAUCUUAUCAAGAUAAAUUAAUUCAUGCUAAAAUAAUAAUGAAAUUUACAAACAUUGAUAUUUAAACGGAAGUCGAUUUGUAAUUUAAUUUCUGUAUGAUGGGCAUUAAUUUCAUGAAAAUGUUCUUUAAACUUGCUCUUUUCGAACGGAAUUAAAAAUUGUUUUUUGUCUCUAUGAAACGGUCGGGAUUUUGUAAAGAGAUUAAGAUAUAAUAGGAUUGAUAUAAACGAUUUUAUAUUAAAAAGCAAGUAUUGAAAUAUGUUGAUUGUGGAAACAAGGUGGAUGAGAGAAAGAUAGCACUACAUGUAUUGAAAAGUACGUGUGCGCAUGCGCUCGCAUUGCACGAUGGGAGAUGGUAGAGAACAACGAACACGACAGAAUGGCGGCCGAGGAGGGCGAACGAACGAAUGAAUCCACAAAAUGGCGGCGGAGCUUAGGCCCGCGACCAUAUAGUACGUGAAAAUUGGAUAUUUUUGUACGAUGUUAUAAGUUUACAAAUUAAUGAUCGUUGAAUAUUGUGAACGCGUAUAUGAUUGUUCGAUUAAUCAUAAACUCAAAGUUGGAUUGUAAAAAUUAGUGCUGAUAUUUAAGCCUCGGGGUGAGACGCGUAAACUGUGGGGGACGAUGCAGAAAAUUAUCGAAUCCGAGUCUGACAAAGAGUCAGCAUCAGAUUCUGACAAUGAAAGUAAAAGUGAUAGCAGUUCAUCUGCAGGAAGUAAUUCCGGAUCAGAAAGUGAUGAUAGCGACUCCAGUGCCGGUUCUUCGAGUGGAUCUGAUUCAGCAGUUGCAGCAGCAUCUUCAGUACAUUCAGAUUCUGAUAAAUCUGAAAAAUCAGAUGCACCGUCUUCUGCACCACAAAACGAUAGUUACCACCAUCACUUAAGCAAAAAUCACAGCACAGAAACAAAGCAUAAUAGGCAUAAUAAUAGGCACGACUCUAGUAGUCGUGAAUGGGAUGAAAAUCCUGAUAUCUAUGGAAUCAGAAGAUCAGCAAGAUCCAGAAAAGAACCAGAAAGGCUUCGUCAAACAUCAAAUCGUCGUGAAAGUGAUAGUGAUGGCCGUAAAAAAUUACAGAAGAAAAGUUCUCAAAAUUCGUGGAACUCCGAUAGCUCAGAUUCAGAUUCAGAGAAUUUUGAAAAUCGGAGACCACAACCACCCCCUAGUAAAUCCAUUAAUCGUCGUGCAGCUCAAAAAGCUAAAGAAAAUGUACGUUCCAACAGGAGGAAGAGACGUAUAUCUGAAUCAUCUGACAACUCAUCUUUUGAUAGCGAUGAUAAUCGAAGACUUGUAACAAGACGAGCUGGGACGACAGUAAGUUAUAAAGAGCAAAGUGAAGAAGGUACAGACAGUGAAGAUUUGGUGGAAGUUGAUGAAGCCACUAAUACUACAGGCACAUCUCAAUUAGCAGAAUCAGAUAAUGCAGAGACUAUAGAACGUGUUUUAGCUCAGAGAAAAGGGAAAAAAGGUGUAACAGGCAAUAUCACUACUGUUUAUGCUGUUGAAGAAAAUGGUGAUCCUAGUGGUAAUGUUGAAGGUAAUGAAAACGUACCACAGGAGUUGAGUAAUAAUAAAGAUGAAAAUGAAAUACAGUACCUGAUUAAAUGGAAAGGUUGGUCUUAUAUACAUAACACAUGGGAAUCUGAAGAAUCCUUGAAGGCACAGAAAGUGAAGGGUUUAAAAAAAUUAGAAAACUUCAUUAAACGAGAAAAAGAAAUAAAAUAUUGGAGGGAAUAUGCAGGUCCUGAAGAUAUUGAUUAUUUUGAAUGCCAACUAGAGUUACAACAGGAACUACUGAAAAGUUAUAACAAUGUUGAAAGAAUUAUUUCGGAGUACAAGAAACCAGAUUCAGAACAUCCCGAUUAUUAUUGCAAAUGGGAGAGUUUACCAUAUGCAGAAUCAACAUGGGAAGAUGGAGCACUUAUUAUAAAAAAAUGGCCAGAAAAGAUAAAAGAAUUUCGCGAUCGAGAAGAUUCAAAGAGAACGCCUAGUAAGCACUGUAAAGUCUUGAAAAUCCGACCAAAGUUUCAUCAAGUUAAAGAACAGCCAGAGUAUAUGGGUGGAAAUAAUGAAAAAGAGUUAACUUUACGAGAUUAUCAAAUGGACGGAUUGAAUUGGAUGAUUCACUCUUGGUGCAAGGAAAAUAGUGUAAUUUUAGCCGAUGAAAUGGGAUUAGGAAAAACAAUUCAAACUAUAUGCUUCCUAUAUUACUUAUUUUAUACUCAUCAAUUACAUGGGCCAUUUUUAUUAGUUGUACCAUUAUCGACGAUGACUUCCUGGCAAAGAGAAAUAGCACAAUGGGCACCAGACAUCAAUUUUGUCACUUAUUUAGGUGACGUUACUUCUCGUAAUGUUAUACGGGAAUAUGAAUGGUGUUACAGUCAUUCAAAGAGAUUAAAAUUUAAUGCAAUACUAACAACCUAUGAAAUCGUAUUAAAAGAUAAAGCUUUUUUGGGAGUCAUAAAUUGGGCUGUGCUAUUAGUUGAUGAAGCACAUCGUUUAAAAAAUGACGAUUCUCUAUUGUAUAAAGCUCUUACUGAAUUUCAUACAAAUCAUAGACUUCUGAUAACAGGUACGCCAUUACAAAAUAGUUUAAAAGAAUUGUGGGCACUUUUGCAUUUUAUUAUGCCUAAUAAAUUCACAACUUGGGAAGAAUUUGAAAAAGAGCAUGAACAUGCAGCGCAAAAGGGUUAUUCUAAGUUACAUAAACAAUUGGAACCGUUUAUUUUGAGACGCGUAAAAAAAGAUGUAGAAAAAUCAUUGCCAGCUAAAGUGGAACAAAUAUUGCGAGUUGAAAUGACAUCUUUACAAAAGCAGUACUAUAAAUGGAUAUUAACCAAGAAUUACAAUGCUUUGCGCAAAGGUGUUAAAGGAUCAACUAUGUCUUUUAUUAAUAUAGUAAUUGAAUUAAAAAAAUGUUGUAAUCAUGCGUUUUUAACAAGACCAAUGGAAGAAAGAAUGAGAGGAGAAGAUAAUGAAGAAUAUUUAAGGCAAUUAAUACGUGGCUCAGGCAAAUUAGUUCUUCUUGAUAAAUUACUAAUUCGUCUUCGUGAAACAGGUCAUAGAGUAUUAAUUUUCAGUCAGAUGGUUCGAAUGUUAGAUAUUUUAGGUGAAUAUUUACAAAAACGUCAUUUUCCUUUUCAACGUCUUGAUGGAAGUAUUAAAGGAGAAUUAAGAAAACAGGCGUUAGAUCAUUUUAAUGCUGAAGGCUCCACAGAUUUUUGCUUCCUUCUAUCAACACGUGCUGGUGGACUUGGUAUUAAUUUAGCUACCGCUGAUACUGUAAUAAUUUUCGACUCAGAUUGGAAUCCUCAAAAUGACCUACAAGCACAAGCAAGAGCACAUCGUAUUGGACAAAAAAAUCAAGUUAACAUUUAUCGGCUGGUUACGAAAAAUUCUGUUGAAGAAGAAAUUGUUGAACGAGCAAAACAAAAGAUGGUAUUGGAUCAUCUUGUUAUACAACGGAUGGAUACGACUGGUCGUACAGUUUUAGACAAAAAAGCAUCGGGCAAUAACAGUAAUCCAUUUAAUAAAGAAGAUCUUAAUGCCAUUUUGAAAUUUGGCGCUGAAGAAUUGUUUAAAGACGAUAAAGAAGAAGGUGAUGAAGAACCUACAUGCGAUAUUGAUGAAAUAUUAAGACGUGCUGAAACACGUGAUGAAGCACCUGCAACGGUAGGUGACGAAUUAUUAUCAGCAUUUAAAGUAGCUAGUUUUGCUGCAUUUGACGAAGCAGAAUCAGAGCCUAAUCUUGCCAUUCAAUCUAAUGAAAACGAUGAUGAAAGUAACAAAGAUUGGGCUGAAAUAAUACCUGAAAAUUUCCGCAAAAAAGUUGAAGAAGAAGAAAAAUCUAAAGAAAUGGAAGAUCUUUAUCUACCCCCACGAAGUCGAAAGACUCUCCAGCAAAUAAAUGCAGCUCAACAAGAAGAAAGAAGGAAAGAACGGCGAAGAAAACGGAGAAAAGUUCAAACUGAUGAUAGUGAUGAUGCUGGAGGUGGUGAAGAUGAUUCAGGUGAUAGUGAAGAUGAUGAUGAUGAUGAAGAUGGAGAUGGUACUGAUGAUGAACAGCAGCGACCAAAAAAGAGAGGUAGACCGAGAAUGUUACCUCGAGAAUCAAUUAAGAGUUUUACUGACAAUGAGAUUCGAAGAUUUAUUAAGAGCUAUAAGAAAUUCCCUGCUCCUUUAAAACGACUUGAUGCUAUUGCUACUGAUGCUGAAUUACAAGAAAAGCCAAUGGCUGAAUUACGAUAUUUGGGAGAACAAUUGAAAUCUAGGUGUGAUAUUUGUAUUACAGAAUUUGAAAAUACUGCUAAAGAGAAUAAAAUAACAGCUGAAGAAGAGGUAAAGAAGAAAGAAGGUAGCAAUAAGGGACGUAAACGAGGUAGAGGUCCAACAUUUAAAUUAGCAGGUGUAAUAGUGAAUGCCAAGUCAUUAUCAGCUGCUGAAAAAGAGCUUGAACCAUUAGAUCAAAUUCUUCCAUCAGAUCCAGAACAACGAUCAACAUGGCAUCUUGACAUUAAAUUAAAGCCAGCAAACUUUGACUGUGACUGGAAUUUGGAAGAUGAUUCACGACUCUUGCGUGGAAUAUAUACUCAUGGAAUGGGUUCUUGGGAAACUAUUAAAAUGGACGCUAGUCUGAAACUUGGAGAUAAAAUACUUUCACAAGACGAAACAAAGCCUCAAGUUAAACAGCUUAAUGCUCGAGCAGAAUAUCUUUUGAAAAUAUUGAAAAGACAAAUUGACUCGAAACAGGGUGUAACCAGAAUGAGAAAGCCACGGAAGCCUAAAGAAAUCAAGACAGCAAUUACGAAAGAGAUAAUUGAUGAUAAUGAUAAUACUUCAGGAGAAGAAAAUAAAAAACCGAAAUUCAAAAUCGAUAAACAUUCAGUAUCAUCGACUACAACAGCACAUAAAAAGGAAGAAGUUGAUAGUGGUAGUGCUAUAAGUGGAAAGAAAGAGGUAAAAGAAGAAGGCAGUGGAAGUAGUGGAGUCACGGCAGUCGUUAAUGCAGAAGAUAAUAAAAAGAAAGAGAAAAAAUUAAAAAAGGAGAAAAAGGAAAGUAAUAAGAAAAAUAAAAAGAAUAAUAAACAGGCAGAUGUACCGAUGCAUUAUACAGCAAAUAGUGAACCACGAGCUCUUGAUGUCCUUGGAGACUUAGAUCCUUCUAUAUUCAAUGAAUGUAAAGAAAAAAUGCGACCUGUCAAGAAAGCUUUGAAAGCUCUUGACAGGCCCGACCAAACAUUGAGUGAAGCCGAACAAGUUGCUCACACUCGACAAUGUCUUGUACAAAUAGGCAAUCAAAUCAAUACUUGCUUGUCUGAGUACAAAGAUCCAGAGAAAAUAAAAGAAUGGCGCAGUAACUUAUGGUAUUUUGUUUCUAAAUUUACCGAGUUUGAUGCUAAAAAACUUUAUAAGAUUUAUAAACAUGCUAUGCGUACGAAAAAUAGUGGUGAAGAUGGUAAUAGUAUUAGCAUGACUGCAUUUUCCAGUCCAGAGAAAAAAGAAGAAUCCAACAAACAUCAACAGAGGCAUUCAGAUAAAUCACAUGAUAAACAUUAUUAUUCAAUGGAUGUUAAUAGUAGUACAAGUAGUGGAAAAGAUCCUCGCUCAUCAAGUAAACGUAGAUUAGACGAUAGUGAAGAAAAUUCUAAUAGUAGUAUACCACCUAUGAAAAAACAUUUGGUAGCAAAUAGUAGUGCUACUAAUAACAGCGGCGGCGGUGGAAUGUCGGGAGCUAAUAUGGGAAUGAUGAAUAUGACAACACCACUUGGAUCAUCACUCAAUUCAACAAUGAACAGUAGUGAUAUGUCAAGCAGACAUCAUAAAGAACCAAAGGAUAAACAUAAUAAAGAUGUCAAACGUGACAGAGAAAGAGAUCGUGAUCGAGAUCGAGAUAGAAUUCAUGACAGAAAUAUGGAUCGACUUAUGAGUAGUGCAAAAGAUGAGAGGAUUAGAAGGGAUAGUGGUGGAUAUGGUAUUGGUGGACACUACAGUGGACAAAGUCGAGAUGAUGAUCACUGGAUACCGUCCCGAGAUGUUAGAGACAUGCGUGACAAUAGAUUUAGUGAUCACAAACGAGACAGAUUUGACUCCUAUGGACGGAUACCUGGUGGUGGAUAUCAUCGAGAUCGAGAGCGAGACAGAGAUAGGGAUAGAGAUCGAGACCGAGAUCGUGGCAUGCACUUGAAUAAUGACAGCAACAAAAGAGGUGAUUACUAUAGAUAUCCCCCACCAGGUCCACCAGGUGGUGGACACUACGGUUACGGUGGUCCAGGUGGCUAUGGUGGAGGUGGAAACGGAGGUCCUGGAAGUUAUUUAUCAGGAGAUAUUCCACCGAGUCAUUUUCGAAGUGGAGGCAGUAGAGGCUAUCUUGGUGAUGGCGGAUAUCCGAGUGAUUGGAGGCCAAAUAAAGACUACAGACGAGAAUAUGAUCGGAGGCCACCACCGCCUCCAAAUGCCAAUUCCUAGUGAAUUUUAAUUUGCCAUCGUCCUUGAGUGUGUUGA